Molecule: messenger RNA, 526 nt
Organism: Motacilla alba alba
Lineage: Eukaryota; Metazoa; Chordata; Aves; Passeriformes; Motacillidae
Gene: BOLA2B
Product: bolA family member 2B
Exons: 3
Coding region: 89-355 (88 amino acids)
Biological process (GO): intracellular iron ion homeostasis
Cellular component (GO): cytosol; nucleus
Molecular function (GO): 2 iron, 2 sulfur cluster binding
Source: RefSeq, a predicted model, not a curated record
CUCGUUACCCACAAUUCUUUGUUCCUGUUUCCGCCUCGGUACCCACAAGCCGCCGCGCGGAGCGGAAGUGACGCAGUCGGAAGCGGAAAUGGAGCCUCCCACAGCGGAGGAGCUGCGGCAGCGGCUCCAGGAGCGGCUCCAGGCCGAGCACGUGGAGGUGCAGGACUCCCCCCAGCUGUGCCAGGGCAGCUUCCGCGUCUGCGUCGUUUCCGGAAUCUUCCGCGGCCUCAAGACCCUCCAGAGGCACCGGCUCGUUAACGAGGCGCUGAAGGAGGAGCUGGGCCGCAUCCACGCCCUGGAGCAGCGCACCCUCACCCCCGAGCAGUGGGAGGCGGAGCGCGCCUCAUUAGCAUAGAUUUGCAUACAGCGCUCCGCCCUCUCCGCUUCCGUUUCAUGGAUUUGCAUAAAUUAGCGAAGCCUGGCGCUGAUUGGUUGAGGCCACGCCCCUUCGGGGUCUCCAGUCGGGGCAGAAGAGGGCGGGGCUGGCGCUCAUUAGCAUAAAUGCAAUAAACAUUCCUCAUUUGCA